AUGGACAUCGACGACAUCCUCGCCUCCGUCGACCGCACGGCAGACACAUCCACCCCGGAGUCCACCGCCCUCGACCACCAAUUACUCACGCGCUUCUGGGUCGCCGAGCGCGCCGUCCCAGAGCUCCUCCCAUGGCCGGCGUCCUUAAUGGAGCGCAUGAUGGAGCGCGUCAGACGACAGAUCGAAUCCAUCGAAGAUCUCGCCGCCUCCUCCACCGACCCCAUGCAAACAGCGAACGCCGCAACAACCAAUCUCAAACUCUCCAUCCUGCAAUCCGACCUCUCCCGAACGCAAUACCUAAUUCGCUCUCUGCUCCGCCAACGUCUUUCAAAGCUCACGGCGCAUAGCAUGCACUAUUUACUUCUUAUAUCCCGCCCCGCCUCCCAACCUCAGUCACAAUCGCAAACGGAUUCCUCUAGACCGGAGGACUCCAUCCCCGAACCCCCGGAUACAGAGGAGGAAGGGGGGGAUACAUCUCCGCUGUCCAAGGAGGAAGUAACCUUUCUGCAUGCGCAUCAGACAUUACUUGCUGGACAUUACGGAUCUUCGUUCUUGAAUUCUUUCCCGCCGCAGCUGCGCAGGUUGGAUGAUAAUGCGGGCGGGACUAGUAUGGUGCAGGGGCCGGAUGGGAAGGAGGUGGUUUUUGUGAGGUGUCUGGUCGAGGAGAGUAGGGUUGUGGUGCCGCCUGGGGAUGGGGUGGAGGUGGAGGUUGAGGGCACGGUGUUGAGGAUGGGCGAGGUUUGGGCGGUUAGGUGGGAGGGGGUAAAAGGGGCUUGGGGGAGGGGGGAGGUUGAGGUUUUGUGA
Messenger RNA from Aspergillus welwitschiae, 804 nucleotides. It is a transcript of the gene sld5, whose product is annotated as putative GINS DNA replication complex subunit Sld5. Gene Ontology annotation, cellular component: GINS complex. NCBI's taxonomy places the organism in Eukaryota, Fungi, Ascomycota, Eurotiomycetes, Eurotiales, Aspergillaceae. Bases 1 to 804 code for a protein of 267 amino acids. The record is from RefSeq and is a predicted model, not a curated record. Gene Ontology annotation, biological process: double-strand break repair via break-induced replication; DNA-templated DNA replication. The transcript is spliced from 2 exons.